Caretta caretta (loggerhead turtle) is the source of this 10005-nucleotide messenger RNA. The record is from RefSeq and is a predicted model, not a curated record. NCBI's taxonomy places the organism in Eukaryota, Metazoa, Chordata, Testudines, Cheloniidae.
GGGGAUCGGACGGGGUGGAAGGACUACAACGUCCGUCGCGCUCUGCGCUGCCAGGGCUGUGUUCUUGGCUAUCUCGGGUGUUGGUGGGAUGUGAGCAGCAAAGUUUCCUAGCCGUAAGCGGCAGCAUUAACCCCUUCCGCUAGAGUCGGUGAGGCGAAGGGCGGGGGCUCAGUAGGUGCAAAGCCCUGUGGCUUGGGAGCCGUGUACUGAGUCGAGUGGGGUUUGCACUGAUGCAGCCUCUGCGUCCAGACUCUCGCUGUGAUUACUGUUGGUUGUCUGUAAAAGUUAAGCAAGGAUCAGAUCCUUUCUCCUCCUCUCUCUGCUGAAAGAAUCUGGAACCAUCGUUUCUACAACCAAGCGUGCAGCAAGUAAACUCUGAAAUGCCAUAAUUCAUCAUUUCCCCCAACGUGCUCCUCCCUUUGAAGGAGAAGAAUAUUCCAGGACAGCUCCAUCUGGACAAAUAGACAGCUUCCGGGGAUAAACUAUUUCUUUUUGAUAUAUCUGUGAGAGAGUGAGCGUGUGUUCUCCAUUAGCCCUAUGGAUAGAAGGUGUUAUGGCUGUGCCUCCAAGUUUACCCUCUUCAGGAAAGAGUGUGGGUGCAAGAACUGUGGGCGGGCAUUUUGCUCAGGCUGCCUUGGGUUCAGCGCCAUUGUUCCCCGUUACGGGAAUGCUCAGCAGAAGGUGUGCAAGCAGUGUCACGGGGAGCUAACCAGAGGAGUGUCUCGGACUAGUACAGCUAGAUGGUCUCCACCAGAGAACUACAAAAAGCGUGUAGCAGCUCUUGAGGCCAAGCAGAACCAGCCGAUGGGUUCGCAGAAAGGCCCAGUGAAACCCCAAUGCCAGAGAGGCUCCAAAUAUCAGGGGCUGUCAAAGGAGGAUCGAGCUAUUGCAGAGCGGCUGGAGAGGCUUAAGGAGGAAACAAAGCCCAAGUCCAUCCCAUCUCAAGCUGAGAUAGAAUCUAGGCUUGCAGCACUGAAGGAUGACCCCAGCAAACCCAUUCCAUCCACACAGGAAAUGGAAGACCGUCUGGCUGCCCUGCAGGGAAGAGCCCUUCCAACCAAAACUCCCAGACCGGUGCACCAGCCCCCUGAUACCAGAACCCAAGUCCAACAGUCUGAUGAUCUGUUGACCCAGCUGGCUGAGGAAGUUGCCAUUGAUGAGAGUUCUAGUCCAGGAGCCCAGCCUCAAGCUGUUAAUACCCAGACCCUGAAUGAUCUCAAUCGGAGAAGUCAGAGUGGCAUCAGCACUGCUGAUCUGGACCCAAAACAGCUGGAGGAGGAGAAGAAUAAACUUCUGGCAGAGGCUGCUGCUGAGCUGAGGGAGGAGAACACUAGGGAGGAGAAAAUCCUAGAAGUUGCAAAGAGACUGGCAGCACUCAGAGGCCAGGACCCCGAGAAAGUUACUCUGGAAAACUACAAGCUCCCUGAUAGUGAUGAGGAGCUGACGGAGGAAGAAGCCAUUCAGCGAGUCCUAAAACAGCUCACACAGGAAGCAGCUCUGGAUGAAGCAAGCGGCUUCAACAUCCCUGCUGAUCAGGCCACCCACCCAGCAACCUCACAGCAGAACACACCCAAGAAAGCAAAGCUAAAGAUCCAAGCUCCAACUGCCACAGCUAGUGCUAAGAAACCCAGCCCAAUUGCUAAGGCAGAAGACAGUGAUGAUGAGGAGUUACCAUGGUGUUGUAUCUGCAACGAAAAUGCCACAUUACGCUGCCAUGGCUGUGAUGAUGAUCUCUACUGCCAGCGAUGCUUCCGGUAACAGCGACAACGCCUUUAGGGAAGGCCAUGAUGAGCUUGACCGGAAGGAGCACCGCACAUCUAGCUAUCGUCCUCCUCGUAAGCAGAAAUGAGUCCAUGAGCUGUGGAAAGGGAAGAAGAUGGAAAAUGGAGAUACAGAGGGAGUUGUCAAGAUGGGAAGAGUUCAGGCAGACAUGCACUUGCUACCAAAACAGAGGACCUCUUGAACAAUUCGAGGAACCUCUGUAAUUCCAAAGAAGCUUGGCGAAAAUGUGACUCCCCUCCCCAAACAUAGCCAGGGAAAUAUGGCUGGGAGUGAAGCAUAUGCUCUGCAUACAUGAGAGUUUAAACCAAUGGAACAUUAGAAAAUGGAUGAAUUGGUAUAAAUGUAAAUAGCAUGAGUUUAAACCAGGGGGUAUUUGGAUGAUGGUAAAGCCAGGGAAAGAGCAUGAAUUUAAGCCACUGUGAGGCUGCGUGAUGAAUAAUUUCCUGCUUUUACUAAUAAUUUACACAUUUUGUUCAAAAAAGAUGACAAGGCAAGUUAAAUUAAGAAAAGAUAAAAUUCUUCAAGGCUUGAUCAGAUAUGUGAUAAGAAUCUCUGAGGUGUAAUAAAGGAAUGUGUAUAGGGAAAUCUCUUGAGAAUUUUCAGAAAUUGUCUUACAGGGUGUCAUCCUGCAGUCAUGCCCUAUGACCUCAGUUCCAAUGCCAGAUGGAUCAAAAAAUGAAAUGAAAGGACUUGCUGUUUUUUGACAUACUCUGUCUCGAUUUGAGAGGCCGUGAGCUGACUUAAAACUGUAGUGUAGCAUUUCUGGGGGCUUGCUAAACAGCAGCUGGGUUCAACCACAGUAGCGGCUGCAUUUUAUUGGUGGAUGAUGUCAUUCCUGUAUCUGAAAAGCAUUCUGGAGUCCUUCAGGAUGAAAGGUGCUUUGUAAAUGUAAAAUACUAAUAAUGAGCUGAAUUCUGUUGUCAAAUAGGUGUGUGAGAAUUCUGUUGAAGUCAAUGGGAGUUGCACACAUUUGUCUGAGAGCAGAAUGUGGCCUGAUACAAUUAUUAGAAUCUCUGGUAGACUAAAGAUACCACCCCCUGCUAUCUCCACUACCCCCACAUAUUUCUGUUCCUAUGAAUGAAUAUGUUAAAUGGAGCUCUAUUCCUGCCCAUCUCUGGUGCCUGUUCUUGUGCACGUCACAGAUCCCUAAGACCAAAGUUGUUGGUCAUGCACUGACCUGGCAAAAUUCACUCUCUCUAAUAUGGUUCUGAGUAAGCCAUCAGUGGCUGAAGUUCUGUUUAUAUUAACAGUGGCAGGGCCUAACUCCUUAGUACAGAGCUUUGGGAUAGCUGAAUAGGAAAGGUACUGGAUUAUGAUGAUGUAAUGGUGACAAAAAGCCCAGUACUCACAAGAUGAUAAUAGACAGUUCCUGGUCUGAGGAGGUUACAGUCUAAAAGAUUAAACCAAGAUUCAUGUCUGGGUUUUACUGUGUAGGAGUGAGAGCCAUUUCAUAAUUAUUGGACUGGAAUGAUUACUCAGAUACCUAACCACCCACACUUACAGAAAGUGACUGCCUUGUUCCCUUUGUGGCUCAGUAUUUUCAGGGGGAGAGGGGAGUAACUGCUGUUCAAAUGUCUGCUGUCUGUUUGAUUUUUAAGAGGCUUCUCUCUGUACUAUUUGUCCAGACUGCUCCGGCAGUAGGUCUUAAGCCUGACUCCCCUCCAGACAUUCAGACUAUGUGCAUUCAAUUCUUUGCUUCACAGCUACUUCUCUUAAACACCUCACCCUGACCUGUGGGUUAUUUAUGCCUAGGUGAGUCUCAGCACCGUCCUAUUGAACUUCCUGGCUUCCUCAGCCACAGUUGAACUUGUAGCUAUUUAUACAGUCAGCCAGGGUGGCCCUGUGCGCUCUGCCAAGUGAGUCUCAUGAGGAAAGCAAGUGGUAGGUUACAGCUUGAGCCAGCCUGUUGGCUUGCCCAGCUUUCCAAACUGGUUUCUGUGGGCUGAUCUUGUUGAACACAGAAAGGCAUGUCCUGGAACUGAUGUUUAAUACCUAGUCACAUAUGGGAGCGUCUCUUUAUUUGCUUUGGUCACACAGACUGACCCUCGCCUCUCCACAGAAAAUGAACUUUUGUGGAUGCUGAACCCUCUGCUUGCAAUAAUGGGCCUUUUCUGUGCAACCCUCCCCUUGAAAUGUAUUAGACUCCAUCACUAGCUUAUCAACUUCUGUAGUGUGGGGAAAGAGGGCGGUCUGCAGCGGGGUAGACAGACUAACCUUUUUGGUUGUCUCUUUGGGAAAGACAAAUACUGUGAACCUUAUUUAAGCAUGCUUUAAAAAAGAGUUGUAUGGCUAAAGCCCUGAACAUCUUUCCAUUAUCUUCAAUGGACUGGUGUGGUGUUAUCCUUGUCCAGUGCUUUGAAAAUACACUGGUAGGUGUUUAGAUUAACUCAACAAAAGCCAUGAAAUCCUGAGUAACAGCUGUGCAAAUGAAGGGAGAGCACUGUAUCUGCAAAAGAAACAAAAUUGGUCUUGUGCCCUUUUUUGCUUCUUUCUGAGGGAUAGAAAGGGCCUGAAAGGGUUUUCUGCCCAGAAAAUUUUGAUUUUUCUGCAUCUGAAAUAUCAGAUCUUGCCUUUUUUUGCUGGAGAAUUGAGAGUGGUUAUGACAUCAGAAGAGUUAAAAACGAAUAUUUGAGAGGGGAGCUCAGAGGUGUUAUUAGGAGCAUGAUUUAGGGGGGAAAUCUUUAUUUCAUGCACAUGGGUCAAGAUACUCAAUUGUAAUGUGUAAACCCUAGAUAAAUACAAUAAAACACUGCUGGAAACAUUCUAAUCAAAAGAGGGGGUGUUUUUAAACAAACAUUCCCAUGCAAUACUUGCAACUCCCUCCUGGCAGGUUUGGGCUAGUGCCUGAGAACCAGGAUAAUAAAAGUAACUAGAAACUGAUUGUAAACAACAGCAAAAUUGGCUAGUCUAUUUUCAUGGCCUAGGCCAAAAUAAAUCCAAUCAAUAAAUAACAACAUACUGUAUUUAGAUUUUAAGAAUUCUUUCCAUUGAAAAAAAGACUUGCCAUUUUAUAAGUUUUUUUUUUUAAAUAUGAUUUUUUAACUUUAACAGAUCCUCUUAAUUUCCCCUCUCUCCUGUAUUGAUCUGAGAAAUCAGAAUGGAUUUUUGGAGCGGUUCCUGGCUGAUAGGCAAAUAUAUUUUGAGACAGAAUUUUAACAUUACUUACCUAAGUCCCUGAGUUUUUCCAAGACCCAUAUUCAUGCUAGGGCUUGCCCUGAAUUGUUGCUGUGUUGUGGGGGGUUUCAUUUAGAGUUUAGGUCUCCAGCACUACCAUGUUUGGGGCUGGUACACCAGCACUGCAGCAUGGAGGGCUUGACUGCUCCUCCCCACUUGGACUGUGUCUGCUGAGGAGAGCAUGUGAAGGUGGAACAGGUUAUUUUUAAAAAUGCCUUGCAGAGCCUGUUUUUAACAAUCCCUGACACAGGGCAUGGCCCCAGUCCCUCCAUGGCACCCAGAGUAAAGGCAGGGUGGGGGGUGAGUCCAGCCAUAAGGAUAACAUCCAGGAUGGUGCAAGGGCAGAGACAUUUCAGCUCCUUUGUGUUCUCCCUAGUCAAAUAGGGUUCAACAAGCAGAACCCAUUGGGCCAGUAGAAUACAAGCGAAGACUUGCACAAGUGCACAUCUCUGUUCCCAUGGCAGCUACGUGAACCUCUGGGGAAUGUCAUAACUCUAGUUCAGUCUGCUCAGCUCAUUGCUGAUCCCUUGUGAAAACUGGAUCUUCCACCUUCACCUCAGUUUGAUCCUUUGCUACAUUUGACUAAGGUCCUGGCCUGGCAGAGACCAGACUAUCUUGUAAAACAGGUGUUGGGCAAGAAAGAUCAUAAUUUGUUUUGUCAGGUAAACUGCCAACAUUUUUAUCAGCUCUCAGUGGAUUAAUUAACUCUUUGGCUGGGCUGGCUUUUGGCCUGCUCUCUGAGUGGCAGUGAAAUGAUAAAGGUCAGAACCUCAGCAGGUGUAAAUCAGUGUAGAUCUAUUGGCUUAAGGCAGCUAUGCCAAUUUACACCAGCUAAGGCUCUGGCCCAGCAUCAUCUCUUAUCUUUUCGGCAUUUUAACUCCUCCUUUUUAUUUAAUUUGUAGAGUUGAGCUUUGAAGGAAGUUUUCAAGAUUAUUCCAUGUGCCAAGGCCAGAUGAUGGCCUGCCAAGCAUGUCCCAAGGUCCCAACACUGGUACAGGAAGGACAGACCCAUUACCCACCACUCCCACAUGGCCACACCGAUGGGCAUGCAGCUGGCAGAGAGAAUGUGGCACAGUCACACUAUCCUCACACUGCAGCUACAAGAAGAGUAUGUAAGGCUGCCAUAUCUAGCGUGCUAAGCGAUCCAACGAUGUUCCAGAGCCUGAGAUCACCAUCACCUACAUCAUGCCACACCAUUCAGGGACUCCGUGAUCCAUACUCAUCACUGCUGUUCUGCAUUGAAUGCCGCAGAAGAUCCCAGGACCCCCAGUCACCAAAACACUGGUAUGUACAACGUAGAGCUCUGUACUUUGUUCCUGUUCCACAGUACUGGAUCAUGUUAGCAGUUCUGUAUUUUAAUCGUGUCACCCCAGAGGACUCCAGAAGCUAUCACAGUAUGUACGUUGUCUGAUGUGUAGAGAGUCUGCUCCCAGUAUGGUUUUUAGUAAUGAUACUUUCAUUCUGAGACCUACAUCUGAAGAACACUGCGUGGCCCUGAUCCAAAGCCCACUGAAGUCAGCGUGACUCUUUCCAUUAACUUCCAUGGGCUUUGUAUCAAGCCCUAUAGGAGUUAAGUAUUACUGCGAAACUCUCAGGAGUUAUUUUGGAUCAACUCGUAAACAUUUGGAGGCUUAACCCAGCCUUGAGUGUCUGCAAAACUGGGCUGCAAAACCCCAUAAGAACAGGCCUCAUAAUCUUAUGUGAUUUAAGAUACUUUAGGCUUCUGUCUUGGCAAGAAAUAUCUCAAGAACAGCUAUUCCAUUUGGGGUUUUUGGCCUUUCUGCAUUGGCUGCUGCUAGGAACACAGAAGUACAGAGCCUUCUGAGAGAAUGAGAACCACUGCAUUAAAAGGUAACCAACAUUUUUCUAAUCUCAGAAUAGGUUUAGUUCAAACUUUGGGUGAAAGUUUGAGUUACUUCUGAAGUAGCUCACUCAUCCCUAAUAAAUCACUGGGGACAGUUAGCGUGAAUAAGGAAUUGUUCAGUUCACAUAUUAAAUGGGAGAAGUGUACAAGCCAUAAAAAUAGGACACUUUGGCCCUGUGUACAAUGGGAUAGGGACUUAUUGCUGACAAUGGUUGUCAGCAAUUGAUCCCCCAAAUGGGUGUGAAUGGGACUCACAGGCUGGCUGGCCCUUUAAGAUAAGCCAGGCUCAGCCUUGCCUGUGACCUACCAGUUAUUCCACGCCUGAUGGUGAUAAGGCAGUUUGAGACUAGUUAGUGAUCCCAACUGUGAAAGGGUUAGGAAAAGACAACACAGAGUCAAAGAACUCAGUCGAGGGGAGAGACUGCAGAAAAGGCAGGACUACCCUGUAGGUAGAAGUAGUGGUCAUGCUUUGGCUCUCCUGGGUAGGAGCCCUGAGAGAUGACUUAAACAGGUAAGAAGUCAGGGAGGAGGAUCCAUAGGAAGCACAGGUUACUUUGGGGGGAAACCCUGAGCAAAGGCCUAAAAGGAGCAGGAAGAGCCUUAGGGGAAAUUGCCAGAGUCCCUGAGGAAGGGCAGCAGUGAGGGAAACCUAUUAAAACCAGAAGGAACAGAGGAAGAACUCUGCAGGAGCAGAUCAGGCUCCUGUGGAGGAGAGGCCUAGUGGUAGUGUCAGUAAAAACACUUUAGCGGAGCCCAAGAAGGGCAGAAAAGCUCAUAAAUCAGCAAAGGAGGAGUUGGGAGGAUCUAGGGAGAAGCGAGAGGCCUGGGAACCAAAGGGAGGCUGUGUUAAAUACAACCUGUGGAGAAGCGGCACACGUGGCUUGGAGGUAGGAAGCCGCCCAGGGAAAUUGCAGCAUGUCUGAUGGAGUAGAACUAGCUUCUUAAUACAGGGUCCUUGAGCCAGAACAGGGGGGGCCUCUCUUCCCCUACUAGCCCCUGAGGAAGGGGUAUGCAAGCCCAACAGAAGGAAUAUUGAGCCCAGGUGGGGCCAAAGACUCAGCCAAUGGACAGUCUGAGGAAUAGCUCAAGAGGUGGCUGAAGGCUCUCUUGUUGUAAGACUUUUUGGUGGGUUUUUUUUUUUAACCCGGAAGGGGACUGAACUUCAUGUGACUGGGCCAGAGGGCUGAGCUGUGGAAUACCUGACAAGUGGCAGAUGGCACAGGAGAUGAUGACCCUUGCAGCAUUGCACCCUGACACAAGGGGGUGCCGUGGGUGAUGAGUUCUCUACCUUACACGAACAGAAUUGUUUUCCAAACUAUUACAGAUAGUGUAGUUGACACCUGGUGGAAUGAACUGAUAAGUUUCUGUGCAGCCAUACUUGAGUCUUAGGGCUGCUCUACACUCAGUUUGUGCACCAAUUUAACUAACUUGGUAGAAAAAAAACCCAAGUUAGUUCAAUCGGUGCAACCCCUUAGUGCGGAUGUGGCUAUAUAGGUAUAAGUGAUUUAUAUCAGUAUAACGGCAACCACAUUAGGAUUGAACUAAAUCAUUUUCUCUACCACUUUGAUUAAAUCAGUGCAAAAGCUGAGUGUAAAGCAGCCCUUAAUCCUGGUUUCUGGAAUGGAGUUGAUGGUUUUGUAUCAUCCACAUAAGCGUUUACGCCAAUCCAGAGCGACCUACUGUUGACUUGUAUUUUCAGUAAUAGGUCAAUUUUCGAGUGUACACAGGGUCUUAGCUCCCAUAUUUAAUAUAAAUAGGAACGGACAAUCUGUCUGACCUGUAGUUUUGAUUUCUGUUCCUCGUUGGAGACCUCUAGAAGAUCUUCAAUGUCAAUUUCUGGUUCAGGGGUUGCUGUGUCUUCUUCCUCCUGCAGCUGGAGCAGAAAUACAUAGUAAAUAAACCUGUCCUGUCAACUGACAAGCAUUCAAGAGGACUUUGUGUGGAGACCUGGGGGGAGGGGGAAGAAUUCAUUUCUAGUUAAAGAUGAGCCCAUGUGGCAAAGACUGGAUUAAGAUAUGAAUCUUCCUGAAACUUUAGGGUAUUUAGAACAAGGGUUCUGAUUCAGGCUCAUCUCUAGCAGCACCACAUCCCAACAUGCAGACUGUGGCUUGGCGCAAGCAACAUCUCUUAGCUCCUCCAGAUUUAGCUCCCAGAGGUGUCAAACAGUCCCACCACAACACCGAAUACCUGCCCAAGGAGCAUGGUACUAUCGUGAGAAGACCUUCUGGAAAGACCUAAUGCAACUGAAAUAGGAUGAACCCCAGUUGGGGUAAACCAUCUUUUACAAAAUGGAAUGAGUAACAAUCAGGCCCUCCCAAAACAUCAGGGAAGUUGGGUCCCAAAGGGCCACAUCAGCAUGAAACUCUUUAAGUUCUCCUUUGAAAGAUCUAAGCACAAAGUCUGCAGCACUCAGUUUGCCCAGAGCAGCAAUAUGACUGUUUGACUUGAUCCUGCUAAAAUCUGAACCUGUGAUUCUAGGGUGCCUGGUUGUUUCAACCCUGAUGCUUAGACUUCAAAGAUAUAUUAGGAAACUGAAUAAUGCUUAGGACCUUCAGAGCAAUGGAACAAGCUGCCAACGAGGUUGUGGAAUUGCCAUUGGUUGAGCUAUUGAAGACUAGACUAUCAGGGCUAACAAAGACAGUUCUGCCUUGAUGCUGGGAGUGGAAUGGGAUGGCGCACUAGAGACUCCUUCAGACCCAAGUGAUUCUAGGAUUUGUCAGUAUCCCUGGGGCUCAAACUCAGUUCCUGUCACUCCUCAAACUAACAGGGCCUGGUUGGGACUGAUCUCAACUGCUGUCCAGCAGCUGUUGCCCCUUUGGAGAAGCAAUACUGGAAAAACUUCUUCAGGGUAAAUGUUGGCUGUACAAUGUGGUUUGAAUUAACAUGAUGAGCCAGAAAAAAGUUAUUUGUACAUUUGCACGGCUCUGUACUCUACUGUCUUUCCACAGGUUUAGCUGUAGGUGCACCCAAUAUUCUAAAAGGGUCUGAAUAGAGUUGAUUGAAAAAUUUGAAGAAACUUUUCCCAUCAGAAAAUGUAGCUGAAGCAAAACACUUCCAGGGAACAUGUUGAUUAUGAUAAGCAUUUCAAUGGGAGAAAGCCCAAGUGAAUUGUUUUGACUUUGUUGUUUUUGUUUUUAUAAUGUUGAAAUGUUUUGCUAAAGUAAAAACAUUUUGUUUCAACUUUU